Molecule: messenger RNA, 576 nt
Organism: Phaeoacremonium minimum UCRPA7
Lineage: Eukaryota; Fungi; Ascomycota; Sordariomycetes; Togniniales; Togniniaceae
Exons: 2
Coding region: 1-576 (191 amino acids)
Source: RefSeq, a predicted model, not a curated record
AUGGCUGACAGCGGUGAUGAGGUACAGCGGAGGAGCCAGGAGGGCCUGGUGGCCACAGUGCCGGCUGGCCCCCUGUCAGCUAUCCAGAAAGCGCAAGAAGUCUACGACGUCGCGCAACUUCCAGAGCGCGACGCGUCGGAGAAAAUAUUUCAGCAUGUCCAAUCGUACGCUGACGAUAACGGUGGCGAAUACAUUGCAUUUUCCGGUGUCUCCAAACGAGUUUUCGAGAACUUCUGCAUUAGGCGCGAGCUUGAGCGCUCCAACGGUCGCGUAACAUACUUCGGCGCAGACAGCGGCAUUCUCCUAGUCAAGAUGCCUGCCCGCGCACAUGAAGUAGCCCAAGCAACCGCUAUUGAUGAUCUUAGAGAUCAGGCAGUCGCGAUGGGCCUGAAACGCAAGAUAUACCGCGUCGGAGUCUCUCAGUACGACUCAAUCGAUAACAAUGGCGCCGCUAAACAACCUGACGAUGGUCUGGCUCCAUCCGAUUACCGCUUUGCAGAUGGCGACUUCCCGACUUUUGUUAUGGAGGCUGCCAAUACCCGAUCCCUCCAGUGUAUCCGUGCGGCUAAGGACUAG